ACAAUGUCUUUAAAAACAGCAGAUGCAGUGGUUCACAUCUGUAAGCCCAGCAUUUUGGGGGUUCAGGGCAGGAGGAUCAGUUGAGGCCAGGAGUUUAAGACCAGCAUGGAAACAUAGCAAGAUCCUGUCUCUACAAAAAAAAUUUAAAACUUAAAAUUACACAAAAUUUGUCAUCUGUACCAGCUUUUAGAACUGAUUAUUUUAUCCUCCUCAGUGAUCUAUCAUGAAGUUGUGUACUUUGCUUAAAAUGCCCAGUUGCCUGAAAUUGUACAAAUUCUUGCUUAAAGUGUUUGAACUUAAAACAAAGUUCCCAUCUCUUACCCCUUAGCACUGUGCUUACCUUUAGGAGACCUAGUUCCAGUUUUUUAUUUUACAUAAUGCUCUUAGUGAAUAUGUGUAGACCUCAUAUGGUGGGUAAGAGAAUACUGCAUUCAGUUAGAAAAGACGAUAUAUGGAGUUUCUCUAGUCCACGUUCACAGCCAUGCCGUCCAAGGGUCCGCUGCAGUCUGUGCAGGUUUUUGGAUGCAAGAAGACAGCUACAGCUGUUGCGCACUGCAAACGCGGCAAUGACCUCAUCAAGGUGAACGGGCGGCCCCUGGAGAUGAUCGAGCCGCAUACCCUCCAAUACAAGCUGCUGGAGCCAGUUCUGCUUCUCGGCAAGGAGCGAUUUGCUGGUGUAGAAAUCCGGGUCCGUGUGAAGGGUGGUGGUCACAUGGCCCAGAUUUAUGCUAUCCGUCAGUCCAUCUCCAAAGCCCUGAUGGCCUAUUACCAGAAAUAUGUGAAUGAGGCUUCCAAGAAGGAGAUCAAAGACAUCCUCAUCCAGUACGAUCGGACCCUGCUGGUAGCUGAUCCUCGGAGCUGUGAAUCCAAAAAGUUUGGAGGCCCUGGUGCUCAUGCUCGCUACCAGAAAUCCUACCGAUAAGCGCAUCCUGAUGAUCAAAGUUCACCUGUAUAAUAAAGUUCUUGAGGGAUUUUACUGUAUAAAAAAA
Cebus imitator (Panamanian white-faced capuchin) is the source of this 989-nucleotide messenger RNA. Its product is annotated as 40S ribosomal protein S16-like. Gene Ontology annotation, cellular component: cytosolic small ribosomal subunit; ribosome. The transcript has a single exon. Gene Ontology annotation, molecular function: RNA binding; structural constituent of ribosome. The record is from RefSeq and is a predicted model, not a curated record. Bases 482 to 922 code for a protein of 146 amino acids. Lineage: Eukaryota; Metazoa; Chordata; Mammalia; Primates; Cebidae. Gene Ontology annotation, biological process: translation; maturation of SSU-rRNA from tricistronic rRNA transcript (SSU-rRNA, 5.8S rRNA, LSU-rRNA).